Pelobates fuscus (common spadefoot toad) is the source of this 385-nucleotide messenger RNA. It is a transcript of the gene BATF3, whose product is annotated as basic leucine zipper ATF-like transcription factor 3. The record is from RefSeq and is a predicted model, not a curated record. Gene Ontology annotation, molecular function: RNA polymerase II cis-regulatory region sequence-specific DNA binding; DNA-binding transcription factor activity, RNA polymerase II-specific. Lineage: Eukaryota; Metazoa; Chordata; Amphibia; Anura; Pelobatidae. Gene Ontology annotation, biological process: regulation of transcription by RNA polymerase II. Gene Ontology annotation, cellular component: nucleus. The coding region runs from base 1 to 381 and encodes 126 amino acids. The transcript has 3 exons.
AUGUCAGAAAAGUCACCUUCAGCCUCUGGCUCCUUACACAGGAGUGCACACAAUACCUCAGGGUCAGAGGCUGAUGUCCUAUCACAGGGCUCAGAUAUAAGUGACAGAAGGGUACGGAGGAGGGAAAAAAACAGAGUUGCAGCUCAGAGAAGUCGCAAGAAACAGACGCAGAAAGCAGACAAACUACACGAGGAAUAUGAAACUCUUGAACAGGAAAAUUCUUCUCUAAAAAAAGAGAUUGGGAAACUUACAGACGAACUGAAGCACUUGAGCCAAGUAUUGAAAGACCACGAACAGAUUUGUCCGUUCCUCCACUGCCCUGUGAACUAUGUGACUGUGCCUAGAAUUGCGGACGCUGUCGCUAGCUGCCUGCCUCGAUGACCUG